UUGGUUAAAAUAGUUAAUAUCUGAAUAUUGAAAAAUUAUACCUUAGCAGAAAAAAUGGAAUAUACUUAACGACGUUUCCUGAAUUUGGGAUAAUCCAGUAAUCAGCAUUUGCUCUGUUGUUUCCUGGUUUCUUUUGUCAGAUCGGUACAAUCUGAUGUAUUUCCGUGUCAUCUGAUUUCUUUUUUCAAUACACAACAUCAUGGGCAACGGAUGCAUGCGUUCAAAAGCAGUUGAAGUGACUUCUCCAACUCUCCCAGCAUUCAAAGUUGUUGUCGUUGGCGACAGUGGAAGUGGGAAAACCAGCAUUGUUAAAAGAUUUGUUCACAAUAAGUUUGAAGAAGAAUAUUUAAGAACAACUGAUGUUGAUAUUACAAGUGUUGUAAAGAAACUCAAUGUACCAGAACAUGCAAUAGUAACAGUCGAACUAUGGGAUGUACCUGGUGAAAAUGAUGUUGAUUUGAGAAAGACUUAUUAUCUUGAUGUUGAUGCUGUUAUCGUUGUUGUCGACAUAUCGAGCGAAGAUUCCUUGAAUGUUGCUGGAAGUUGGAGUCUGGAUGUCACCAAUCAUGCAAGAGUAUCAAGGACAUUCACAGAAAGUGUUCCGAAUCCUGAUGGAAAAACAUUUACUAAUAAAACGAGGAAAGAAUAUGUGAAACCAAAGCCUGGAUCAAUACCUGUCUUGCUUCUCGGGAAUAAAUAUGAUUUGGCAAAAACGAAGUUUAUGAAAGAGCUGGAGGCUUCAGAAUCUCAAGGAAUAUCAAAGAUCAAGCCAGUUUCUGAAGAUCAAGUCAAACCAGCAACUGAAGAUACCAAAAGUGCUGAAUCAGCAAAAACGAAUGAUGAGUUGUCAGAAAAUGUUAAUAACUCAGUAGAAAAUAAAAAUGACUCAGCAGAACCAAAAAUAUCGGUAGAAACAGCAAAAACUGAUAAAAAGUCUGAUGAGCCUCCGAAAGAGUCGUCAGACACUCCAUCUAAAGAUACAGGAGAUAGCUCCCCCAAAGAAGAGACAACUCCAAUAGUGGAAAAUGGUCAUGUUGGGAACGGUGGUGCAAUAAAAGAGAAGGAAGAUCCCAGAGAGACAACAUACAAGAAGAUUCAUCCUAAAGAUGAGAGAAAUGGUGUCAUAACUAGCGUGAAAAAAGUUCAAGAAGUAAAUGAAAAGAAUCCUUCUCCUGCGGAUGACGCAAAGUCUGUAGUUACAUCACUUGUCUCUCUACUACCACCUUGUGUGGAAGACAUUGAACAUGUUGCAGAGAAAUAUGGAUUCCUUGCUGGAGUCCCAGUAUCAGCUAAAACAGUCAACGGUGGAGUGCAAGAAGCAAUGCAGUCUGUUCUAAGGCGACUAGUUGCGAAGAAACUAUUCAAUUUAGAUGCAAAAGAAGCAAUUUUAGAGCGAAAGAAGCAAAACUUUGAUGUGGCUUCCGCUAAAUCCGUCAAAUCUUAUUUGAGUAAAAAUUCCAGCAGAUUAAGAAAGAAAAUAUCUGGGAAUUUCGAAUCAUUACAGGAGGUCGGUAUAAUUGAAAUUGAUGAAGUUAUACGAAGAUGCAAUCCUACAUUACAUGAGGCGGAAGAUCUGACUGCAGGAUACGCAGAAGCAAUGCAUGGAUUUAAACUGGCUUGUUUCAAGAACGGCUUCACAUCUGGUACCAGAGUGAGUUUAGAAGUUUGUAUCUCAGCACUUAAGGAAGCUGUUGCUUCAAACUUUGACCCUGUGAACUCUGACCCCAGAGAAAACAUCAAAUUGAUGAUGAUGACUCCUGAGAAGCAAGCAGAGAGAGAACAAAAAGCUUUAACUUUAAUAUCCGAAGACGCUGACGGCUUCCCUGACUUGAGGAUUGUCAACACAGAACAGAAAGACGUGGAAAAACUAAAUGAAAGGAUUGAAAUGAAAGAAACAGAUGAAAAUAAGGACGAUAUUAUCAGGGUUCAACCAAAAAUUAUGAAUGUAUUAACAGAAUACAGAGAAAAUUUUCUUCAUAAAUCUUCAUCAAUUUCUAAAUAUGGAUCUGAGGUUGAAACAAUUUUGGGAAAGAGGACAAUGGAACUCACAGCUAAAGAAGAAAAAGCGUGGGAAACUGCUGUGGCAGCCGGUCUCUCUCAUAACGAAGUUCGUUGUAUUUUAUCAACAAUCGCUCAGGACAAAGCCAGACUUAGAGGAACUGCAGAACUAGUACAAGAAGCUAGAAAAUCUGUGCAGAAAUCCGCAGGAAAAAUUAAAGCUACUUUGCUGUUUUGAAACUGAAGUUUGGUUUAAAUUUUUGGAAAGCUCACCAGUUUGAGUUAAUUUUGGCGAAGUUUUUGAAAAAAUUGCUGAUCUGAGGCUAAGUUUUGCAAUACUUUGGUUAAACCGGCUGUUUUGAGACUAAUUUUGUCCAAUUUAAAUAGAGCUUACUGUUUUGAGCCUUAAUUUUACAAAAUUCCACAACAAUUUGCUAUUUCGAAUCUAACUUUGAAAUUUUUGAAAUCUAUCUAGAGAAAGUCACCCACUGCUUCAAUUUAUUGCUUAUUGCUUUUAUUCACAUCAAGGUUUCAUUUUCAUUUAUUAGUUUUUUUUUUAACUUUUCUUAGCUUUGCAGUAGUUUUAAAUGCUUUACAUGACAUUAUUAUAUUUUCAUUUAGUUCACAGUAUUAAUGCAGUUCUAUUUUGUCAAAUAUUUGAUGUUUUCAGUACUACUCAGAAGAAGGCCCUGAGCAAGUAGUCCAUUUGAGAUUACUACGUCUAUAUGUGAGCAGUGCAAAAGGGACAAGGGACAUCUUACUAUAGACCAGGGCUACUGAACUGGCGGACCGCGUUCCGAAUCCGGCUCUUUCAGGUGUUUGAUUCGGACCGCGUCUAAUUAUUUAUUUUGGACAUUAUCCCCACUUUAGAAUUUUCCGUUUAUAAAAUCACUUUCAUAGAUUCAAAUAUAAUGAAAAAAACUAUAAUGCCAUAAUAAACAAUCUUGAUUAGCUGAUAAUCAUUAGUCGGCCAAGGAAGUGCGUGUUU
Messenger RNA from Styela clava, 2986 nucleotides. RefSeq lists its product as uncharacterized. Gene Ontology annotation, molecular function: GTPase activity; GTP binding. NCBI's taxonomy places the organism in Eukaryota, Metazoa, Chordata, Ascidiacea, Stolidobranchia, Styelidae. The record is from RefSeq and is a predicted model, not a curated record.